Messenger RNA from Apodemus sylvaticus (European woodmouse), 1281 nucleotides. It is a transcript of the gene Actl6b, whose product is annotated as actin like 6B. Gene Ontology annotation, cellular component: SWI/SNF complex; NuA4 histone acetyltransferase complex. Gene Ontology annotation, biological process: nervous system development; regulation of transcription by RNA polymerase II. Lineage: Eukaryota; Metazoa; Chordata; Mammalia; Rodentia; Muridae. The record is from RefSeq and is a predicted model, not a curated record. Gene Ontology annotation, molecular function: chromatin binding. The coding region runs from base 1 to 1281 and encodes 426 amino acids. The transcript has 14 exons.
AUGAGCGGGGGCGUCUACGGCGGAGAUGAGGUGGGGGCGCUCGUCUUUGACAUUGGCUCCUUCUCAGUCCGAGCUGGGUACGCUGGGGAGGACUGCCCCAAGGCUGACUUCCCCACCACUGUGGGGCUGCUGGCCGCAGAAGAGGGGGGCGGGCUGGAGCUGGAGGGGGAGAAAGAGAAGAAAGGGAAGAUUUUCCACAUCGACACCAAUGCCCUGCACGUGCCUCGGGAUGGAGCGGAGGUCAUGUCGCCCCUCAAGAAUGGCAUGAUUGAGGACUGGGAGUGCUUCCGAGCCAUCCUGGAUCAUACAUACAGCAAACAUGUCAAGUCCGAGCCAAACCUGCACCCAGUACUCAUGUCGGAGGCUCCGUGGAAUACUCGGGCCAAGCGGGAGAAGCUGACGGAGCUGAUGUUCGAGCAGUACAACAUUCCUGCCUUCUUCUUAUGCAAGACGGCCGUGCUCACAGCCUUUGCAAAUGGACGCUCCACAGGCCUGGUGCUGGACAGUGGGGCCACCCACACUACAGCCAUCCCAGUCCAUGACGGCUACGUUCUACAGCAAGGCAUUGUCAAGUCCCCCCUGGCUGGGGACUUCAUCUCCAUGCAGUGCCGGGAGCUCUUCCAGGAGAUGGCCAUUGACAUCAUCCCCCCCUACAUGAUAGCAGCCAAGGAGCCUGUGCGCGAGGGAGCACCCCCAAACUGGAAGAAGAAGGAGAAGCUCCCCCAAGUUUCCAAGUCCUGGCAUAACUACAUGUGUAACGAGGUGAUUCAGGACUUCCAGGCUUCAGUACUGCAGGUGUCGGAUUCCCCUUAUGACGAACAGGUAGCUGCACAGAUGCCCACCGUGCAUUAUGAAAUGCCCAAUGGCUACAACACAGACUACGGCGCUGAGCGACUGCGAAUCCCCGAGGGCCUGUUUGAUCCCUCUAAUGUCAAGGGCCUGUCCGGAAACACCAUGCUGGGAGUGGGUCACGUGGUCACCACCAGCAUCGGCAUGUGUGACAUUGACAUUCGUCCGGGUCUCUACGGCAGUGUCAUUGUCACCGGCGGCAACACUCUGCUUCAAGGGUUCACAGACAGACUUAACCGGGAGCUUUCCCAGAAGACCCCACCGAGCAUGCGUCUCAAACUCAUCGCCAGCAACAGCACCAUGGAACGCAAGUUCAGCCCCUGGAUUGGAGGCUCCAUCUUGGCCUCACUGGGCACGUUCCAGCAGAUGUGGAUCUCCAAGCAGGAAUACGAGGAGGGCGGGAAGCAGUGCGUGGAGCGGAAGUGCCCCUGA